This is a messenger RNA of Fragaria vesca subsp. vesca, 895 nucleotides long. RefSeq lists its product as uncharacterized. The record is from RefSeq and is a predicted model, not a curated record. Bases 50 to 724 code for a protein of 224 amino acids. Lineage: Eukaryota; Viridiplantae; Streptophyta; Magnoliopsida; Rosales; Rosaceae. The transcript is spliced from 5 exons.
AAAUCUCUUCAAAAAAAAAAAAAUUCAGCAACUGAUACAAGAAACAUCCAUGUCAACAAUAACGUCGUCCAUCGAUCUUCUGAGCUCGAGAAGUCGUGUUCAUGUAAUUCCUCAUCAAAGAGUUCACCGGAGUUUGUUUUCUUCAUUGGCAAGAAAACCACGGCUGGGUUUCAUGGCGGCCAACCCUUCAUUCUUGUCUCUCUCAAUAGGUCAGAGGAGUAGUGCUCUUAGCAGAAGCGACGCCAAGAUGAACAAGAUUGUAUGCAAUGUCUCAGGAGCUCCUACUCCAUCUGGAGCACCUUCAUGGAGGGGCUGGAUGAUCGGGAUGCUAAUAUCAGUGGUAAUACCCUUUUGGAGACACAAAUGGGGGCCCUUGCAAAUAAUUAAAAAUAGGGUGGACAUGGUAAUGAACACAGUUGAAGCAGUGGCGGAGGUGGUCGAAGCGGUGGCGCAUAAAGUGGAAGAGGUGGCAGAUGAUAUAGCUGAUAAACUUCCUGAAGAUGGAAAGCUUAAGUCUGCAUUUGAAGCAGUUGAAGCAAUAGCUAAAGAAACAGCCAAAGAUGCUCACAUGGUGGAUGAGCUAAUUGAGAAUGUUGAGGCAGCGGAAGAUAAAGUUGAAGACUUCUUUGAGUCUGCCACGCAUGGAGCUGAAGAUCAGAAGACCAAAGUCGACGACGUUGGUGGAGAAGAAGGAAAUAAUGUAGAAGAAAAGAAAAUCGAAUGAUUUUUAAGGUCGAUUUUCAAAUGCAGAUGAACAUCCUUAUAAAAUCCAGAUGUACAUCUGUAGCUCUGUACAAAGGAUCAAGUUGAUAUUGUAUGAUUGCUUUGUAAAGAUUAAAUUCAUUGGUUUCAUUCGUUUUAAUAAGAAGAAUAUAAGAUUAUUCAUUUCUAUACC